Molecule: messenger RNA, 2658 nt
Organism: Asterias rubens (European starfish)
Lineage: Eukaryota; Metazoa; Echinodermata; Asteroidea; Forcipulatida; Asteriidae
Product: aquaporin-11-like
Exons: 3
Coding region: 434-1288 (284 amino acids)
Biological process (GO): transmembrane transport
Cellular component (GO): cytoplasm; membrane
Molecular function (GO): channel activity
Source: RefSeq, a predicted model, not a curated record
CAAGCGCGUACGACGUGCACACAAGGGGAGUUGGGUUGGUGCCGCAAAUAAUAAUGAUAAACAAACAAGAGCCAGACAAAUAAAUAAAUGAACAUAAAACUCAAUUGGCUUUGAGAGAGCUGCCGUACAUUGCAGGUACGCAUAGGUUUUAUUAUGCUAUGACGAAAAAGACACGUCACACACCACCACCGUGAGCUUUGGGUCCCCGGGGAUUGGGGCCGGAUGGGCUGAUUUAGGACCAACAACAGGUAGUUCAAUGAUUGAGUUGAGAGGGGCAGAGUCUAAAAGUUGAUCGUUGAUGCUGCAGGACAUUUUGCAGAGAAUAUGUUGCACUACUCAUUGUAAACUGUGAGGAACCAUUGUAUACAGAACUUACUGCAGACAACGACGACGUUAAAUACUUGUGUGUAAACUGUGUACUAGAUAAAGCACGAUGGCAAUUGCAUUUUCAGCCACCGUUCUUCUAGCCUCAUUCCUUAUGACACAAGCUCUUCGGAUAACUCUACGCCGUCUCCUACCUAAAUCAAUCUAUCAGUAUGUCGCAGAAUGCCUUUGUGUCUUCCAACUCACAAGCUGCGUUUUGGAGAAUGGCAUCUUACUCGGGAGUUACGGGACCUGGGUUUAUGCAGCCGGCCUGUUCUGCCUUGGUCUUGGUUACAGCCUUACAUUUGAUGCUUACGGAAAUCCAGCCGCCAUGCUGGAACAAAUCCUGAAGAAAAAAAUUAGUAUUUGGAACGGCAUUUUGAAAAUGAUUGCUGAGGUUUUAGGAGGGCUUCUGGCCUACCGCUACAUCCUCUUCGUAUGGAGCACCUUUGCCACGACGUCAGUGCAUAGAAACCGAGCUGAGAUGAUGAAGGAUUCGUGUCAGUCUGCUCUACAAGUUAACUUGAUGAUUGGAAUGUGCGCAGAGGGCCUAGCAAUGUUUGUCUCCCGCAGUGUCGCUGGUAUGGGUGUAGGAGGCCCGAAAUACUACAAGAUGGUCAACUCCUUCACUUCUGUGGUAGUUGUGAUAUCAGGUCUGGACUGGACUGGUAUGAUGUUUAACCCCGCCCUAGCUACAGCUCUGACCUACAACUGCAAAGGUCAUCAUCUCUAUGAGCACGUCGUGGUCUACUGGCUAGGACCCUUCAUCGGCACCAUAAUGAGUAUUGUAGUCUUCCAUUACAUCAUGGAAGAACAUGUGGACGGAGAGAAAACAUCUACCGCCAAAUUCAGAAACGGUAGUAGUCAGCGAGGAGAGAAAGAUGGGACUAAUGGGGUAACGAACGGCAAGGAUAAGGCAAACUGAAGUUGAGUUAACAAUUAGAAACAAGCCAUUUUAAGAAAAAGGGCCCAAUUUCAAAGAGCUGCUCAUUAUAAGCAGAAAUGUUGCAUAACAUUUUUCUACUAAGCGCAACUAAGCAGAAUACCAGUCACAUUUUUGUAAUACACAAUAUGUGUACAAUGGUAUUUAUUUGAAUUUUAAUCUUGUAAGCAUAAUUUAGGUGUGCCUUGCAAAUUUUUAUGCUUUAAAAGCAGCUCUAUGAAAUUGACUGAGCCCUGUAAUGAAACUCUGAAUGUCAAUUAUUUUGUUUUACGAUCAUGGUGCCUUAUAAAUUGAUUAAUUUUCUUUAACAAAUAAAAUACUGAAUGAUAGAUCCCCUUGUGUGUUAUUUUGUUGGUACCUUUAAAAGUAGACAGUACCCUUCAUCAAACUCCUCAUGAUUCAAACAAAAGUCCCACAUACCGUGCAGGAAAAUACUGUAUGUUCUUAAAGUGCACUGAACGUCACUUAGUGAUAGAUAUGCGCGAUGUAUAAGAUUAUUAUUUUUUGUGUGAACCAAAAACACCUGUGCUUGAUGUAUAGUUGAUUUGAGACUAUGGUUGCAUUACAAAUCACAUGGUGUCUUAUUUUAAGAGUACACUUCAUUAUGCCUACCAUGACCUUAAUAUAAAUGUAACGCAUUUCAGAUUUAUAUUUAAUAAAAAAAGAGAUGGUGCGCAAAUCAUAUUGGAAUAUCUUUAAUGUCAAUCUAAACAAAUUUAUUAAUUUUUACAAGUUUUGCACUGAUAAAAUAUUUCAUUUUUUUGGUGUGUGGUCAGAUAUUUUUCUUUAAUGGUUCGUUUAAUUCAGGUAUGUUAUUUUGUCGGUAUACAUCAUUUAGGCCUAUAGCACUUGGUGCAAAACAUUUGAAAUAUUGUUCAUAGAAGUUUACAUACAUCUUUGGGAUGAUUCAACACAGAUUGUGCCUAUUGCUUUAAGCAAAUUGAGUGUAACUACAUGUACAACAACAAAUUUGUGUUUUGAAAAAAGAAUUAGUAUUUGUAUUUUUCUUGAGUGGUUUUAUAUCUUAUAUCAUGCUCUUUCUUUGAUGGCUUACAUUUCAGCCUUGAGGGAACAGCCUUAGAACAAGCUGCAAAGUGCAUGGGAAAAUAAGAACGCAUUUUUAGAUAUAAAUCUAAAUUCAUAAAUACCUCAGACAGUUUCGCUAUUCCUAUUGGUGGAGAGCGCGUCAUGUGGGGGUGUUUAAACGGUUGAUAAUGACCAGCUGGAGCUGUUUAUACCCGGUUGUUUUUGGAUACGCUUAAAUGCAUACUUUAUACACGCACGAAUGCAUAUCCGAAAACUGUCUCGGUCAUAAAAAUGCAACACACGUACAGAGCUCAAGGACGUCUCAU